Messenger RNA from Exophiala mesophila, 594 nucleotides. RefSeq lists its product as uncharacterized. The transcript has 2 exons. Lineage: Eukaryota; Fungi; Ascomycota; Eurotiomycetes; Chaetothyriales; Herpotrichiellaceae. The coding region runs from base 1 to 594 and encodes 197 amino acids. The record is from RefSeq and is a predicted model, not a curated record.
AUGGUGGUUCUCAGGGACCAUAGCUUAAAAUUGAUUGAAACAGGCGAUUUGCUCACUGCCGAAUAUUUCCAACAACGGUGGACUAGAGUUGUCAAACGAUUAUCUAAGUCGUUGGAGACAAAUGCCGACUACAGCAGGUCUGUGCAUUUCUGCCUAAAUCCUGAAUUCAAAAUCGUCCCAAGACUGGUAUGCAAGGUCAAGGAAUCCAUUGAAAUAUUCGGUAGUUGUACAGAGUACCCCAGGGGUCUGAAUUCAAGCUUGGGGAUAGCCAUCCAAGCAGAACUCAAGGCGUUGAAAGCCCGUCAGAUCGACAGCUUGGCGCCUAGGGCCCGUUCAAGAUCCGACCUAUCGCUUGAUCGCUCGUUUCGAGACGAGCUGCAAGCCUCCAAUUCCUUCAGCCACAAGGAUGACCGCCGGGGAUUUGUCCAGGUUCAGACACGGAAAUAUGGUGGUCACACCGCAUCUCUGCGAUAUCGGGAAGGUUCAAAUGGUCACUUCAAGCCUCCAAGCGCUCUCCACCGCCGUUCCGAACUGGAUCCAGCAGUCGGUCCAGAAUGGCGCUUCCACUCGCCCGUCAAGGAUUCGAGGGUUUGA